AUGGCAUCUCUCGAGGACUUCAUCCAACAGCUCAGUGCAGAGCACCCGGAGGAUGCAGAGGACCUCCAGGAAGCCUUGGAGCUACUUCAGCGCCAGAAGAUCCACAGCUUAACCCGCUUGGCGAAGCUCACCGAUGCUCAGUGGCAACGCCUGAACCUCGCUUUGGGCAUUGAGGCGCUGCUACGCGAGGCGGCAGAAGCCCAGCUGGCAGGCAAAGCUCCUGUGCGGCUCCUGUCAGGGCUGGGACGGUGGGGGAGGAUGCCUUGGGGCGAAGUGCCGGCCUUGACCCGUAUGGAUUGCCCAUCUCCCCGUUCCGUUUCGGCUCACCGGCAUGACGCAUGGGUCGACGGCCCGGCUUCCCGGGGGAAGGGCCACCUGUCGUGGCCCAUCGGUCGACCUGACCUGGGGGGUGUUCCACCCAUCUUUGGAGGUGGUUUGCUGGGUGUUGGUGUUUGGUGUUUGGUGGUUCGAAAGGCCAGAAAGGUAAAGGUGAGUUGUGCCAUGUUGUGCCUGUCUUGCUUUUUUCGGUGGGUGGAUCCUUCAGGCCCAGGAAUCGAGGUGGAGAGUUCGGAGGGUGCUGCUUUGCGCAGAACAUCUCUUUAG
Durusdinium trenchii is the source of this 603-nucleotide messenger RNA. NCBI's taxonomy places the organism in Eukaryota, Dinophyceae, Suessiales, Symbiodiniaceae. The record is from the annotation of a GenBank genome assembly.